AAAAAAAAACGCCAUCAAGCGCAAGCCGAGAAAUGACGUCAUCAUCACCGCCUCCAAGACCUUCAAUGCUUUUGUACUGGCACGAGAGCCAGUACGACGACCGGAACGUCCAGAUUCACGGCCGGACGAUCUUCUCCGUCGUGGCUCUACUCUCCGUUAUCCUCUUCUUCGCCUUGCUCACUCUCUACAUCCACCGGAGCUGCCUCGUUCGCGAUACCAUCUACCUCAACGCGCCGUCUCCUCCGUUAACACCGUGUGUUAGUAGCGGAGGUCUUGACCCGGCGGAGAUACGGAGUAUACCGGUGGUGCUAUGCCGGAGAGAAGCUGCGGAGGAGGAGGAGAGGGAGUGUUGCAUAUGCCUCGGUGGUUUGGAAGAGGGAGAGAAGAUGAAAGUGCUUCCUAUGUGUCGCCAUUGUUACCACUGUGAAUGUGUGGAUAGGUGGCUUAUGACUGAGUCGAGUUGUCCCCUAUGCCGAGUCUCUAUCCGAGUCGACUCGUCUGUGUCGUUGCAAUGAGACUGCGAGAGGGCGUGGUGAGUGAUAGUGAGUAAAGAUAUUUG
Molecule: messenger RNA, 559 nt
Organism: Eruca vesicaria subsp. sativa (arugula)
Lineage: Eukaryota; Viridiplantae; Streptophyta; Magnoliopsida; Brassicales; Brassicaceae
Source: the annotation of a GenBank genome assembly